AUGAUCACGGCCUGCAGCAACUCUCCCUCAAAGUUGGAGGCCGCAAGGACUGGCACGAUGCAACUGAUGAGCCAGGAAUCCUCAGGACAAGGUCACUUACUAAUCGAUGCUAGUCAAGCAAUGCUGAACCUCGCACUUGGCCCGAUAGAUGCCAUGAGCGCUCUCACCGGACCAGAGGUAUGCAAGCUCGAGGUUAUGCGGACACUCGAAGCCCUCGGCGUGCCUCAAGCGGUGCCUUUGGACGCAGACAUUGGCGUGGGAGAGCUGACAGCCAAGCUGGGAGUCAAUGAGUCGCUCUUGCGCCGGCAGCUCCGGUUCGCGUUCUUGCUUGACAUGUUCCAGGAGCCCCGAGAGGGGUUUGUCGCGCACACAAACCUUUCCUCGGCGUUGUUGGACUUCUCACCUUACAUCAAGCUGAGAUUAUCCCCGUUGUUUGCGAGAGGAGCACACAAGAUCCCCGAGGCCAUGAAAUUAUCCAGUGCGGAUUCUGUCCACAUCCCUGUUCAGCUUGCUGAUCCUCGCCAGCGGAACAUGUGGCAGAUGUUGGAGGAUGAUUAUCCGGAGGGUCAGGGUAUGAAGCUAUUCAGCGCGGGGAUGAGAUCUAAAUUGUCUGCUUCGAUGGGGCCUUCUUUGAGCCCAUAUAUUCACGGCUCUGGUUGGGAGUCUCUCGGGCCGUGCACGGUUGUCGACGUGGGCGGAGGCAACGGACAUGUUGAGAUCAGUCUGAUGAGGCAACUGCCCGGCAUCGAAUUCAUCGUUCAGGACUUAUCGACCAAUGCAGAGCCUGCUCAAGCAUUAAUCGACCAGUACGCGGCACACGAUCGAGUCAAGUUCCAGUCGCAUGAUUUCUUCCAGCCUCAGCCAUCUCUACAGGUGGCACCGAAGGCGUAUCUGCUCAGCCGAGUCUUACACGACUGGCAAGACGAGGACUGUGUCAAAAUCUUGAGGCAUUUAUUGCCGGAAAUGGAGAGACAUGGUACCAAGCUCUUGGUCUGCGAGCGCGUGCUGCCUGAACCGGCCGACGAGUUUUUCAACUAUAUUGAAAAGCAGCUGAGAACGCAGGAUAUGCUCAUGUUCACGCUGUAUGGAGGUGGUGAUAGAAGUCUCGUAGAUUGGACGGCGCUGUUCAAAAGAGCAGAUGCGGGGCUGACUGUGGAAAAAGUCAACCGACCGCUGAACUCGGUCUUCUCGUUCUUGACACUAGGCAUCAAGGCAAACGAAGAGAUGUCUCAUUGA
Diaporthe amygdali is the source of this 1236-nucleotide messenger RNA. RefSeq lists its product as uncharacterized. The coding region runs from base 1 to 1236 and encodes 411 amino acids. The transcript has a single exon. Gene Ontology annotation, molecular function: O-methyltransferase activity. The record is from RefSeq and is a predicted model, not a curated record. NCBI's taxonomy places the organism in Eukaryota, Fungi, Ascomycota, Sordariomycetes, Diaporthales, Diaporthaceae.